This is a messenger RNA of Aegilops tauschii subsp. strangulata, 680 nucleotides long. RefSeq lists its product as uncharacterized. The record is from RefSeq and is a predicted model, not a curated record. Lineage: Eukaryota; Viridiplantae; Streptophyta; Magnoliopsida; Poales; Poaceae. Gene Ontology annotation, cellular component: plasma membrane.
GAUGCAGUUUCCACUCCAUCCCGUUCUGUCCAAUCCUAGCUGACGUCCUCCUCAUCCUCUAUCGUUCUUGAUUUGUAUCCGUUCAUCCCGUCAGAACUCAGAGGAUCAACAGAGCAUUGUUCUGCAGAGUUUUUGCUAGCUCUUCCUGCGACUCGAUCAUGAGCUACCAGCAGGGCUACCCGCCGCCGGGCACUGCAGCAGCGUACCCUCCGCCGGGCCACCAGCAGCAGGCCUACGUCGCGCCGCCGCCGGCUAUGUACCAGCAGGAUCAGCAGUACCCUCCUGCCGGCGCCGACACCACCAGCCGCGGCGGACACGGAACCGGCGGCGAUGGCUUCUUGAAAGGAUGCUGCGCGGCGCUCUGCUGCUGCUGCCUCCUCGACGCCUGCUUCUGAUCCACUUCGUCCCAUGUUUUUCGACCGGCACGAUCAGACGUGGCAUAUACUGUAGAUUAUAGAGUAUCGUCAUACUUAUUUUGCUUCUUUUUUAAACGUGGUUCAUGUGUUGAGUACUAGUCCCAGAACAGGAUUUUUUUUUUUGAGAGGCAGAACAAGAUUUCUUGUGUGUGAUAAAAAAAAAUUAACAAGUUCCUGUGUGUGAUAGAUAGACAUGUGAGAUUGAUCUGAUGGCCUUUUUAAAUGAAAUUCAGGAAUCUCGUCGGAGACCACCUCCAAAAUAAA